Messenger RNA from Lineus longissimus, 1704 nucleotides. RefSeq names its product ras-related protein Rab-24-like. Gene Ontology annotation, biological process: intracellular protein transport. Gene Ontology annotation, cellular component: autophagosome; endocytic vesicle; endomembrane system. The coding region runs from base 165 to 797 and encodes 210 amino acids. Gene Ontology annotation, molecular function: GTPase activity; GTP binding. The record is from RefSeq and is a predicted model, not a curated record. The transcript has 8 exons. NCBI's taxonomy places the organism in Eukaryota, Metazoa, Nemertea, Pilidiophora, Heteronemertea, Lineidae.
UGAAUUAUGUUGCAUUCUGGGAUAGAAACGCGGAAGUAAACAAAAUCUGUGUCAAAGGGAAACUCUCCGAUUUAUUCACUUUUACAGCCCAUUAUGACCACAAAUGAGAGGUCGUUGAUGUCAUAUUGUAUCUAGAAAAUCACCAUCCAUCAGACAUUGUCAAGAUGACCAAUAAGAUAGAUAUGAAGAUAGUUCUCCUGGGGAAGGAAUACGGAGGAAAGACGAGUUUAGUGGAGAGAUAUUUACAUGACAGAUUCAGUGGUGACAUUCCAUAUCAAAAUACUAUAGGAGCAGCUUUUGGUGCUAAGAGAAUAGAAACAUGCCAGAGGAAAUAUGUUAUGUUAGGAAUAUGGGAUACUGCCGGAAGUGAACGCUAUGAGGCUAUGAGCCGAAUAUACUACCGAGGUGCUAAGGCAGCUAUCAUAUGUUUUGACUUGACUGAAAAAAAUAGUUUUGAAAAAGCUAAAUUUUGGGUCAAGGAACUAAAUAAAAGUGAAGAGAACUGUAAAGUUUAUCUUUGUGGGACGAAGAACGACCUUGUGAAAGGUGAAGCUUUGAAAGGAAAUCGUGGAGUCGAUUAUUAUACAGUCACAGACUAUGCUGAUGAAAUUAAUGGUCAGGUAUUUGAGACAUCAAGUAAAACAGGCGAAAAUAUAUACGAAUUAUUCCGAAAGAUAGCCGAUGAUUAUGUAAAUGAUCCGGCCAACCAGGAACCAAAACCAAGUGCAAGAGAUAAACUGAACCUAGAAGAACCAUCAACACCAACGAAAAAACUACACGGGGGGUGUUGUAGUUAGCGUCGAGGGAGUUAGUUGGUGCUAGGAUAUUGUGUAUCUUGUCAAGUUGAAGUUGGCUCCAUAUUUCGUAUUCCUUAUUCCCGAUUCUACUUUCCUGAUCCUCGGACAGUUAUGGUUGGGAUUAGUAUAGCCCUUUAUUACUGUCAAUAACUGCAUUUAGCCCUUACUAAUGAUAUCUGAUAAGAAUAAGGAAUAGUAAAUAAGCCAACUUCAGGCUGGUCAUUGUGUAUCUAUAUGGUGGACUGUUCUACAAUGUAUAUACCAAUAAUAGACUUGAUUGUGUGUCCAGUCUGAUGAUACUGUACUACCAGUACAGUGGUCCUCUGAGAUGAAAAAGAUCUGUCUAUUUGAUUAUCUUUCUAAUACUUACCCUCCUAAAGGAAACAAUUGGGCUGUUAUGGAUGAAUCUGAAAAUUUGCUGACUUUUACUUGUACAGACUCUUAACUUUAUAUAUUGGUGCCACUCUGACAGUAACUCCCACCUAUCUUCCUUUAAAACACAGAGCCAACACUGAUGACAUUGAUAUUCAGUGAAUGUUAGAAUUCAGUGGGUAUUGCUUGAUUGAUGUUCAGUUGACAUGCAUGUUCAGCCAAUGACGGCUGUUGGCAUUGCAUGUGGGUUAUGUUUUGAUAUAAUGUGAUAGGAGGCAUUCGGGUGUGUGACCUGAAUAGAUUAUAUACAAUUGACAUUCUCACUGGUUCAAACAUGCUGAUCUGGCUAAUAAGGCUAUGCCUAUGCACGCCUCUUGUCAUCUGGGGUCAUCUAUUUCGUACAUACACAUUAAAAGUUUGGAUUGAUGUUAUUUGCAAAAAUUAGGUGGUUUACAGUAUUGAUCAUGUAUAUUUUGUUGUCUAUUUCAUGAUGAAAUUUAUAGAUAAGCUAUGGUAUCAAAAAGUGAUAAACAUA